AUGCCUCUUACAGAUUUUACCUAUUAUCGGCUGAGCCGGUCCUUUCACAGAGACAGUGGCAAAUUCUCCCUUGGAGAUGCCAGUUUGGAAUCGUCCAGAGCUCUGGCCAGGAAGAGCCUGCAGCCAAUCAUCUGUAUGUUGCUGGUGGAACUGUGUGAGAGAUUCACCUUUUUUGCUACUGUGUGCAACAUGAUCCUGUUCUGUACAUUGAAGCUUGGCUACCAGUACCACCAGGCAGCCAUUGCCAACCUCUGCUUUGUUGGUGCCUCCACAUUAAUGCCUGUCCUUGUUGGCUGGGCUGCAGAGCUGAUUAAUAGAAGAACAAAAAUCAUCUACCUCUGCACAUUCCUGCACUUUGCAGGAACCAUCAUGCUGCCUGUAGUUGCAUUUCCUUUUGAAGAUUUUUACAUAGACAAGCAUCACAUUGCCCACACCCUGGCCAGGAAACACCAGACGCUCCUGUUCUAUGCCGGAUUAAUUAUGGCGGCCAUUGGAACUGGAGGCAUUCGCUCCAUUGUCUGCCCAUUCAGUGCCUACGGUCUGCAGAGCUACAGACAGAAGGAAAUGAUGUCAUUCUUUAACUGGUUUUACUGGCUGGUGAAUGUGAAUUGUCUGGUCGUGUUUUUGGGCAUUUCUUACAUCCAGCAGUCGGUGGCUAAGAAUCUUGGAUUCCUCAUCCCCUUCGUGUCGGUGGUCAUGGCGCUGACCACCAUCCACAUGGCGCGCAAUGAGCUCAUCUACCAGCCGGUGAAAGGCGGCUCUCUGCUCACCACGGCUGGCGUCUUCCUGAACGCGGUAAGAAUGUGCUGUGUUCACUAUCGGCACGUCGGUGGACGCGUCUCCUCCUGGCUGGAUCGUGCUAAGGAGCAUAAUGGCGGCCGCUACAGCGAGUACCACGUGGAGAACACGAAGGCGCUGAUGAAGCUUCUGCCGCUCUUCACCAUCCAGAUUGUCUACCGAAUUUGCACCUCACAGGUCUCUGCUGGAUUCUUCAUUCAGUCAAUGAAUUCGAACUUGAGUGUGAGCGAAGUUCUUCUGCCCAUCGCAGCCAUGAAAAUUAUUAGCAUUAUUCCGCUGUUAAUAAUGGUUCCCUGUCUAGAGAGCGCCAACGCAUACCUGUCCUCCAGACGUGGCUGUGGACUGCGGCCCUCGACAUCUAUGGUUUGUGGCCAUAUUGGAACCGCCAUGUCGUUGCUGGUCGCUGGCAUCUAUGAGAUCCAUCGCAAGUGGUUCCCCAUGGUGGAGCAGACGUUGUCAGGGAAAGUCUUACUGGUGUCGUCCAUGUCUUGCCUACAUCUGGCCCCUCAGUAUGUCCUGCUGGGACUGGCGGAAGCCCUGGUGGUCCCGGCCUGUUCCGCGAUAACCCUCGGGCUGGCACCUAACCGUAUCCGUGGGAUCUGCAUGGCGGUGAUGACUCUAUUCCAGGCGCUUGGCUGCUUCAUAGGGGCGAUGCUAAUUGUAGUCACGUUUCUAUUAUCUGGAGGUGAUUGGUACCCAGGAACCUUAUCAGAUGGUCACCUGGAAAGAUUCUUCUUCAUGCUGGGCUCUGCGGCGCUCCUGAAUUCUUUUCUGCUCUGUCGUAUUUCUCACAGGUAUGACCAUCUGGAGGAAACAAAUGAUCCCGGAUUGCAUCCAAGUCUCUUUGAGGAGAAGUUGCUACUUCAUGAAAAGUCACUCCGCUAUUAUGAGACUUUCCUAGAUUGGCCACCUACAUUCGCUCCUGUGGAGACAACAUUGUUUUUGGACACUUUGGUAGAGCCAAUCACAGUGAACUUUAAAACGCAUAUGUUUUAA
Nanorana parkeri is the source of this 1794-nucleotide messenger RNA. RefSeq names its product solute carrier family 15 member 5 (gene SLC15A5). The transcript is spliced from 10 exons. The record is from RefSeq and is a predicted model, not a curated record. Gene Ontology annotation, cellular component: membrane. NCBI's taxonomy places the organism in Eukaryota, Metazoa, Chordata, Amphibia, Anura, Dicroglossidae. Gene Ontology annotation, molecular function: transmembrane transporter activity. The coding region runs from base 1 to 1794 and encodes 597 amino acids. Gene Ontology annotation, biological process: transmembrane transport.